Pangasianodon hypophthalmus (striped catfish) is the source of this 1639-nucleotide messenger RNA. RefSeq names its product leucine-rich melanocyte differentiation-associated protein. NCBI's taxonomy places the organism in Eukaryota, Metazoa, Chordata, Actinopteri, Siluriformes, Pangasiidae. Bases 1058 to 1639 code for a protein of 193 amino acids. The record is from RefSeq and is a predicted model, not a curated record. Gene Ontology annotation, molecular function: protein binding. The transcript has 4 exons.
UAUAUAUAUAUAUAAACCCAAGUAAGUAGCUUUGCUUUGAUUUCGGUUAUUGACACUGGACUUUGACCUACUUUCAUUGCAUACUGGUAUGACACAAAGCAAUGCAUGAACUCUAAAUUGUUUGCAGACUUAACUCUGCUGUUUAGUUAUAGUCACUGCUCUCUGUACAAAGUUAAAAAUACUCUGCCUGUCCAGAAGUCAUCAAGUUUAGUAAAUGCCUAAUAAUGGUAGAUCUUGAAUGCCAAAUAAUGGUAGAACAUUUUGAUACUCCUCCAAGGUGCUUCAUCAGUUCAUCAAUUCUACUGUAAGAUACAAGUUGCUGUUGAGAUGCUUUCAUUUAUAGAGUUAGCAUGGGAGGUGUGUGACAGUGGGUGGCUAAGUGAUGCAGAUAACCACGCACACAUCUAUGCUGAAAAAAUUGUUCCAACCAUACAAAACCAAGUCCAACUAAUACCACUAACACUAUAAACUUCACAGCAGCAUGACUAUUUUAGAGUUGAGAAGUGAAAUUUAAGACAUAUACAGAGAAUGCUGUGACACAAUGCAUGAAUAUGCACACUAUAAAGGAGUGUCCUAAAGGCACAGUAAAUAAUCUGACUUUUACAAACAGGUGGAAAUUCCAAAAUUCUGUGUGCAUGGUGCCUGGCGAUGUACUGGAGUCCCACUUACUGAAUAGUAAUGAAUGAUGGAUUUUGACCUACUUUGAUUGCAUUUCCUUUCACCUCCCAAAACAUACCAGUAUAUGUACUCUAAAUUGCCCCUAGGUGUGAAUGAGUGUAUAAAUGUGUGUGCGCAUUGUGCUGUGUGAUGAACUGGUGUACCGUCCAGGGUGUAUUCCUGCGUCAACACCAGUUUCCUGGGAUAGGCUCCAGAUUACUGUGAUCCUGAUCAGAAUAAAGCAGCUACUGAAGAUGAAUAAAUGAAUGAAUCUACUUCUAUUAAUGCUCCUGAGUAAAUUGGUUGUGCUGUGUAAAAAAAAUUAACUGCAUAUUUGUAUAGGGUGUCAUGCCUGGUCUGGUCAUCUUUAAUAUGUGACCUGAUACUGUGGGCUGAGCGUAUGGAGGUGUGUGAGAGUGGUGUAAUGGAGCCAGGGGCCCCAGGGAGCUCCACCAUAGAGCCAGGGCUGAAGAGGCUCUCCUUUGCGUACCAGAGCCUCCUGGAGAUUCCUUAUGAUGCCAUUCUCAAACAGCGGGACACCCUAGAGGUCCUGGACCUCAGUUAUAACCUGCUGGAUGACCCAGCUCUUCUGGGGGAGCUGGACAAGCUGAGCACUCUCAUCCUGGAUGGCAACAACUAUAGCACUCAUGUCAAAUUCCCCUACAUGCCAAGUCUGACCACACUGUGGAUCAACAAGAACAAAAUAAGCAACCUUCCCAUCAUAGUUGAGGAGAUACGCUGCAAGUUCCCCAAUAUCAAGAUACUUAGUAUGAUGAACAAUGAGGCAGCGCCCAGUUACUUUAAUGGAGGCAGUCUGACUCAGUACAUUGAUUACAGGCAGUAUGUUAUCAGUCAGCUCCCCAGUCUGGAGGUGCUGGAUGACACGGAGGUGCAGGAGAAAGAGAGAGCACAGGCCAGGAAGACUUACAGGAUGAGGAAGAGCAGAGAUGGCAGUAAAAGGAGGAAGGAGCUCCAUCACUGA